Saxophila tyrrhenica is the source of this 1221-nucleotide messenger RNA. RefSeq lists its product as uncharacterized. The record is from RefSeq and is a predicted model, not a curated record. The coding region runs from base 1 to 1221 and encodes 406 amino acids. NCBI's taxonomy places the organism in Eukaryota, Fungi, Ascomycota, Dothideomycetes, Mycosphaerellales, Extremaceae. The transcript is spliced from 2 exons.
AUGGCCGACGAAACCAAGUUCGUUCCGCCGCACCUUCGCAUCAGGAGGCCGCCCAAGGAGUCACAAUUUCUGGAGACCACCAGUGGCAGUCAAGCAGUGACCUCUACCGGCAACUCAAAGGAGACUUCCCCUAUGGAGAUCAGCCCCCAAUCUGGAGAGGAUGCUGGAGUCAAGCUGGACACUGGUACUGCCGACGCUGCCGCUGGAGCCACUGAGGAUCAAGCCGCAACCACUUCCACAGCCGGAGCCGGAGCCGGAGCCAUUGCCAAUGCCACGCCUAAUGCCGAAGCCUUUCGUCAACUUCUUUUGCAGCAACAUGAUGUGGUGAAGAGGUCUGACACUUUGCUGACUCAAUCCAAUAGACUAGUCACGUACCCAGACAGCGAAGACGACGAAGAACCGCUCACGAUGAUGCCCAGUGGUCGAGCUCGAGCUGCAGCAGGUACGCAAACCACCGCCGAAGCUACACGCCGUCAGCAACUUCCACCAAUCAAUACGGGUGUCAAUGCAGCGAACGAGAGCUCCGCCUCCACCCGUGGCGGUCGCGGAAAUCGCAGCGGUCGAGGUGGUCGUGCUCGCGGACGUGGCGGUCGAGGUGGUCAAGGACGUGGUGGCAACGCAAGUGCAGACCGCAAGAGCAGGUGGCCCACCUCCGCCGAGCAGAAGCCAGACCCGCACCGGUGGGACAUCAAAUGGGACUCUGAUGCUGACUCUCGCCGGAGCACUACGUGGUCGACCGCGGACGGCGGAGCGGAUCUCCAGGACUGGGCCGGUGGAAUGGCGCCGGCGCCGGUGGACUGGGACUCUCGACCAGCCGUUAUGAAAGGCAUGUACUCGACUGAGAAGAUCCAGGAAUGGCUGGGCCACCACAACCAGGUUAUGAAUGGCAGGAACACCGUCAUUCCUAGAGAUGAGAUCGAGGUUCCCAAAACCAACCUCAUCGAGCUGGGUGGGCGUCCUCUCGGUGAGGUCGCACCGGCCUACUGGGUGCCCAAGACCUCCCAGGCUUGGGAAGAGCUGCUCGCACCGCCCCCGGGUUUCUGUUCGGAUGGCGACGCUGCGGAUAUCCAGCCUUUCUGGGAGACAUACCAGAACAACAACCAGGACGGGAACUUGCUGGAGCCUCGCAUUCAGCCACCCGUUUCCGGGAUAGAUCCAGCAGAAGAGACCACUGACCAGAAGCUGGUACCAAACCCAUGGGCAAAACCCAACCAUGUCUGA